AUGAGCAUUCUGAGACGACCUUUCAUCACCGCCGGAAGUAAGUUACUCCAGACUACAAAGGCUUUUCUCUUUGACUGCGAUGGCGUGAUCUGGAAAGGGAAUCAGCCCAUCGCGGGAUCCAUCGAAACACUCAACUAUUUAAAGAAAAUAGGAAAACUCGUCUUUUAUGUGACAAACAACUCUACCAAGAGCAGGGAAGAGGUGUUGAAAAAACUGCGACACUUUGGAGUAAACUCCUCACUCGACGAGAUCUUAACUUCGUCCUAUGCCACUGCUCAGUAUCUGACUACACUGCCAGAUCCUGGAGAAGUUUACGUUGUGGGUGAAGAAGGGAUUUUUGAGGAACUGGAAGCCGUUGGUAUCAAGUGCCAUGGAAGAGAAGACAAUGAUCAGCAUGACAUUUCCGCUCUAGAGCAUAUGAACACAAAUGUCCGAACUGUUGUUGUCGGAUUGGACCGAUCCAUCAACUAUGUGAAGUUAAGUCGAGCGGGCUCCUACAUCCGAGACUUUGGAUGCACUUUCAUUGCAACGAACACAGACGCUUCGUUUCCCUAUCCUGGAGGUGUCAUCGCAGGAGGAAGUGGAUGCAUUGUCUCGGCCAUUGAAACGAUCUGUGGAAAGAAGCCGGACUGCAUCGUGGGAAAGCCAAACCGCUCAUUUAUCGAUAUUAUUCGGCUGCACCAUCCCCAAAUCCAGAUUUCCGAUAUGCUAAUGGUAGGGGAUCGUCUGGAUACCGACAUUGUGUUUGCUAGGAGAAAUGGCAUUUCUUCUCUUCUCGUUUUUUCGGGAGUCACGUCAGAGAGCGAUAUGAAAGCGUGCGAUGACAAGCUUGCUCCUCAUUUUUAUACCAACUCUUUGCAUGACUUGCUUCCCCUUCUGUCAUCUUGCUAA
This is a messenger RNA of Blastocystis hominis, 891 nucleotides long. RefSeq lists its product as hypothetical. The record is from RefSeq and is a predicted model, not a curated record. Gene Ontology annotation, molecular function: phosphatase activity. Gene Ontology annotation, cellular component: cytoplasm. The coding region runs from base 1 to 891 and encodes 296 amino acids. NCBI's taxonomy places the organism in Eukaryota, Bigyra, Opalinata, Blastocystidae. The transcript is spliced from 3 exons.